Messenger RNA from Chenopodium quinoa (quinoa), 721 nucleotides. RefSeq names its product GDSL esterase/lipase At5g08460-like. Gene Ontology annotation, molecular function: hydrolase activity, acting on ester bonds. The coding region runs from base 38 to 721 and encodes 227 amino acids. NCBI's taxonomy places the organism in Eukaryota, Viridiplantae, Streptophyta, Magnoliopsida, Caryophyllales, Amaranthaceae. The transcript is spliced from 3 exons. The record is from RefSeq and is a predicted model, not a curated record.
AGAACCAAAAAUAUACCUUAACAUUAUAUUAUCAAUCAUGAAGAAUUUAUGCCUGAUGAGAAUACUCAAGAAAUUGAGAAUUAUCAAUUUUAUAGUUCUAAUAUGUGCAUUUUUACAUGCUAGAUUGGCAUCAAGUGCUCAACAAUUUACAGCAAUGUACGUCUUUGGAGAUUCACUUGUUGAUAAUGGAAACAACAACUACUUGACCGCCCAAGCUAAAGCAAACUUCUACCCUUACGGGAUUGAUUUUUAUCAAGGCCCUACCGGAAGAUUCACCAACGGGAAAACCAUAAUCGACUUUCUCUCUGAAUCGCUAGGACUUCCCUAUUUACCACCUUUUGCAAAUCCCUUCUCUACUGAUAGAGACAUCAUGUAUGGUGUAAAUUACGCCUCAGCUGCCGGGGGAAUUCUUGAAGAAAGUGGACAAGCCUUGGGAGAAAGGUUUAGCUUCAGUCUACAGGCUCGGAAUUUCGGAAUUACCAAAAGACAGUUGCAGAAUCAUAUGAAUGAGACGGAGUUGCAACAAUACCUUACAAAGGCUUUGGCAGUGGUUAUACUAGGAAGCAAUGACUAUGUAAACAAUUACCUCAAUCCAACUUACCCAAGUCAAUCUAAAUUCAAGCCCGAAAAUUAUGCUGAUAUUGUCAUCAGCCAAUACACAAAACAAAUUCAGGUACGACAAAUUGUAAGAUAUCCAUCAUACACUCGGGUAGUGUCAUAA